This is a messenger RNA of Mesoplodon densirostris (Blainville's beaked whale), 1044 nucleotides long. RefSeq names its product ribosome production factor 2 homolog (gene RPF2). Gene Ontology annotation, cellular component: nucleolus. Lineage: Eukaryota; Metazoa; Chordata; Mammalia; Artiodactyla; Ziphiidae. The record is from RefSeq and is a predicted model, not a curated record. The transcript has 10 exons. Gene Ontology annotation, molecular function: rRNA binding. Bases 77 to 997 code for a protein of 306 amino acids. Gene Ontology annotation, biological process: maturation of LSU-rRNA from tricistronic rRNA transcript (SSU-rRNA, 5.8S rRNA, LSU-rRNA); ribosomal large subunit assembly.
GCCUCGGUCGACGCGCCGCCCUAUCUCGUGUAACCCUGCGGUACACGUGCGUGCGCCAGGAGGCCGCUGCGGUAGCAUGGACGCUUUGGAUCGAGUUGUAAAGCCCAAAACAAAAAGAGCCAAGAGAUUCCUUGAGAAAAGAGAACCGAAACUCAGUGAAAAUAUUAAAAAUGCUAUGCUGAUUAAAGGGGGCAAUGCAAGUUCAACAGUGACACAAGUACUUAGAGAUGUGUAUGCACUGAAGAAACCAUAUGGAGUUCUGUAUAAAAAGAAAAAUAUUACAAGACCAUUUGAGGAUCAGACAUCAUUGGAAUUUUUUUCAAAGAAGUCAGAUUGUUCUUUAUUCAUGUUUGGCUCCCAUAAUAAGAAGCGGCCAAAUAAUCUAGUAAUAGGUCGUAUGUAUGACUACCACGUGCUGGAUAUGAUUGAAGUAGGUAUCGAGAAGUUUGUCUCCCUUAAAGAUAUUAAGAAUAGUAAAUGUCCGGAGGGAACAAAACCCAUGUUAAUAUUCGCAGGUGAUGAUUUUGAUGUAACAGAAGACUACAGAAGGCUAAAAAGCCUUCUUAUUGAUUUCUUCAGAGGCCCCACAGUAUCAAAUGUCCGCCUGGCUGGUUUAGAGUAUGUUCUGCACUUCACUGCACUGAAUGGGAAGAUUUACUUUCGAAGCUAUAAGUUGCUGUUGAAGAAAUCUGGCUGCAGAACACCUCGGAUUGAAUUGGAAGAGAUGGGACCCUCAUUGGAUCUGGUUCUGAGGAGGACACACCUAGCAUCAGAUGACCUUUAUAAGUUAUCUAUGAAAAUGCCCAAAGCCCUCAAGCCAAAGAAGAAGAAAAAUGUCUCUCACGAUACUUUUGGUACAACUUACGGAAGAAUUCAUAUGCAGAAGCAAGACCUAAGCAAACUACAAACCAGGAAAAUGAAGGGGUUGAAGAAGCGACCUGCAGAAAGGAAAGCAGGAGACCAGGAGAAAAAGUCAAAGAGAAUUAAAAAGGAUUGAUGGAAUAUAGCCAAUAACUGCAUUUUUAUUAUAGUCUUUACUUAGAA